UUCUCCAUCCUGGGUCUCUGCAAGGGGACAGGCUGUGCCAGCCAGGCGCUCUCCGGCAGGCUGCUGGCAGCAUGGCAGCAAAGCUGCGGGCCCUCCUCCUGGUCCUCGCGCUCACUCCCGGGCAGCUGGUCCCGGCCAGUGGCCGGAAGCUCCUGUUGUUUCUGCUGGAUGGGUUUCGCUCUGACUACAUCAGCGACGAGGCCCUGGAGUCCUUGCCUGGGUUCCGAGAGAUUGUGAGCCGGGGUGUCAAAGUGGAUUACCUGACCCCAGACUUCCCGAGUCUCUCCUACCCCAACUACUACACGCUCAUGACCGGCCGGCACUGUGAGGUCCACCAGAUGACUGGGAACUACAUGUGGGACCCCACCACAAACAAGUCCUUUGACAUUGGUGUCAACAAAGACAGCCUGAUGCCCCUCUGGUGGAAUGGAUCAGAGCCUCUCUGGGUCACUCUGAUGAAAGCCAAGAAGAAGGUGUACAUGUACUACUGGCCAGGCUGUGAGGUUGAGAUUCUUGGUGUCAGACCGACUUACUGCCUAGAAUAUAAAACUGUCCCCACGGAUAUUAACUUCGCCAAUGCUGUUAAUGAUGCUCUAGACUCAUUCAAGAGUGGCCGGGCUGACCUGGCGGCCAUCUACCAUGAGCGCAUCGAUGUGGAAGGCCACCACUACGGCCCUUCAUCACGGCAGAGGAAGGACGCCAUGGUGGCCGUGGACAGCGUCCUGCAACACAUGACCAAGUGGAUCCAGGAACGGGACCUGCAGGACGACCUUGACGUCAUUAUCUUCUCAGACCAUGGGAUGACGGACAUUUUCUGGAUGGACCAAGUGAUCGAGUUGAACAAAUACGUCAACUUCAAUGACGUGCAGCAAGUGAAGGACCGAGGCCCUGUCGUCAGCCUGUGGCCAGCUCCUGGGAAGCAUGCAGAGAUAUACAACCAGCUGCGAGCCGUGGGGCAUAUGACCGUCUAUGAGAAAGACGCCAUACCUGGCAGGUUCUACUACAAGAAAGGGAAGUUUGUCUCUCCGUUGACCUUAGUGGCCGAUGAAGGAUGGUUCAUCACAGAGAGUCGAGACUCACUGCCAUUUUGGAUGAACAGCACCGGCAAGCGGGAAGGCUGGCAGCAUGGAUGGCACGGGUAUGACAACGAGCUCAUGGACAUGAGGGGCAUCUUCCUGGCCUUUGGACCAGAUUUCAAGUUCAACUUCCGAGCUGCUCCCAUCAGAUCAGUGGAUGUCUACAAUGUCAUGUGCAGUGUGAUGGGUGUCACGCCUUUGCCCAACAAUGGCUCCUGGUCCAGGGUGGCAUGCAUGCUCAAGGAUAGGGCUGGCUCCAUCGUGCCCUACUCACUGGGUGGCUGGGCCCUGGCCUGGACUGUCCUCUGGCUGUUCGCAUAGCUGGCCCCCCGUGAUGGCCCUUAAGCAUGAGGCAGAAGAAGGCUUUACAUUUUUCUAUUUGAAAUUUUGAAUAGCUUCAUUAACACAAUCAAGGCCACGAAAAUCGUCAAACUGUUAUUCUUGUAUGAUCCUGUAUAUAAAAUUUCCAACUUUUUUUUAAAAAGGAAAAUAAUACAAAACUUGAUUUUUAUCUCUAGAGGUAAGGGGGGGAAAUCUAGCUCUUUGGGGAAAAAAAUUCUUCCUAGAGAGCCCUUGUGUUCUCUGACCACACCAGCAGCUGUCCUUGUCUUUAGGUCAGUGGCUACAGUGUUCCAGUACUUCUUCCAUCCACAGGAAGGCAGUAGUUGCCAUCAGCUGUCUCCCAGGAUGGAUUGUUCUCAUCUUACACAAGGUCCCAGGAAGGGUGUAUCUUAACUUUGCCCACCAAUCAAAGUCACUAGGGACUGGAGAAUGCCCCAAACAAGGGGAAAGGCUGGGGCUCCCUUCCUGAGCCUUGAGUGACCAAAAUCUUUUUCUGGCUCUGGGUGUGGGAAAGCUUGCAGUAGAAGCAGCAGAACAGAACAGAACAGCUCAUGCAGAAUAGCCCAGGAAGCAGGACUUGUGGCAGCCUGACAUCUUGGUGAAUUCCCUUGAAGGAUUCCCUUCCUGCCUGCCCAUCACUCCUGGGAAGGCCUUCAGGAAUCCCUAUCUACAGUGGAGAUUAGAAGCAUUCCUGACAGAUCCUUGUGGUCUGAACAAGGGCUGUGUUGAGGUUUAGAGUGUGGACAUAUUCGCUGAACUCUUGGUUCCAUGCUUGAAACGAUGAUGCAUUGAGUCUAAGUUUGGUAUACUUGUAGUAUUCAAGUGAGGCUUGUUUAUCCACAGCAGUGAAGUGAAUACUUGAAGGACCCAGACUUUCAAAGAAAAAGGUAAAAGGGAGAGGAAAAUGGGGAGGACAUGACAAAGACCAACUCCUAGUCACUAGCCAAUUAGCCAUUCAACUGGGCAAAACUGUGAUGGUAAAGUAUCUAGGAGACCCAAGAAAUUCAGAACCGGCCCCUCUCCCCACCCUCUCUCCCCACCCCCCAGAAGAGCAGCUGAUUGAACUGAGGUGUGUUUAGUUUAGCCAGCGAUAUUUGAUGUUGGAGAUCCUACUGCAAAACAAGGAAUUACUAUAUUUUUAAAUGAUCAGUCAGCCUAUCUGUAUGUAGCUCCCUAUAUGGCAAAUAUAUUCCUCAUUUAUACAGCAAUAGAUAGAGAUGAGUGAGGCAGCAUCUAUACACACAGGAUUUUUUUUUUUAAAAAAAAGGAAGGCAUCCUUAUGUUUGGAAGAGCAGCACUUCCGGAAUGGUGAAGCAUUGCGUGGUAUUGAUAGAUUAGCACCCUCAUAAAGAAGACAGCAUGCCAUCUCAAUCCUUGCAACCCAAAGAACAAAGGAUCUUGCUUAAAAAUAUCAAACUUAUCUUCACAAACAAUGUCUAAGGACUUAGUUUAUGUCUUAAAAGCACCAGCACACUUCAAAUCAACUGGAAAGAAGGUAAAUCAAUCUUUGGGAUCCAGCUGAAAGCCAAUAUGUGUAUUUAGCACCUUGGCCGUGGUGUAGACACUGCUGCAGUAGGUCCCUACUUGUCUCCUUUAAGGACCCCUCUCUGUUUAAUUCAGUAGUACUCAUCUUCCUCCCUUGUGAGAGAGAGGUCCCUUAAAGAUAUCCUAGUGAUGAUAAGUUUCUCAACAAAACCUUUUUGGGGGGAUAUAAAUAUGGAGUCUUGCAUUUAUUCUGCUCUUCUACAUGUUCCCCCCUCAUUCAACCUUAAAAUCUUCAAGUAGGGCCCAAGAGAUAGUACAGCAAAUAUGGUGCUGGUCUUGUGUGUGGUUUACUUGGAUUCAAUCCAUGGCACCCCAGAUAGUCCCCCCCCCCCCCCGCCAAGCCUCACUAGGAAUGAUCCCUGAGCACAGAUCAAGGUGUAAGUCCCAAGCGCUGCCUAAUGUGGCUCAAAGACAAAAAAUAUUUUAAAAUAAAAAAUGAAAUCUUACAAGAACAUAAUAUUUCUCAUAUGUGUCUUAAAAAUGAAUCACUCAACAAUCUGAAAUAGGUGAAUAAAAAUAAGGUGCUUAUAGAAUCGCUUAUAAAAUUGAUGAGAUAAAGAUUCAAGCAUUGGACCUUGUGUGCUUUUCAUCAAAUAGAAUUACAUAAUAAUGAAGCCAUACACAGUGGCCUUUGCAUCUAAAAGUAUUUUCAUCGAUCUCUACUUAAAAUUUCAUUAUGUUCCUCAGGAAGAUUCUACUUUCACUAAAUGUGUUUAGUGAAACACAUUUGGUUGGUUCCACAGGAGUAAGAUCUGCCAGGAAUAUCUAUAGACACCUUUUCUGCUAGAGGAUUUUACUACUCUGUGCUUAUUCCAAGAGGAAGGUCUUGGGUUUGCCUGCCAAUACUAAAGAUAAACAAAAGGAAUGCUCCUUAAAUUAGAGAUGAGAUGAACAGCCUCUUUUUCAGCCCACAAACCUAAUCUCCAGGACUCAAUUCAAUUAAGUCUGGAAGACCUUAGCAUAAAUAAAGAGGCCCAAGGAUUUCUUUUUCAUUUUUUUUUCUUUUUUAGUUUUUUGGGCCACACACAGUGAUGCUCAAGGGUUACUCCUGGCUCUAUGUUCAGGAAUCAUUCCUGGGGAGCUCGGGGGACCACAUGGGAUGCCAGAGAUUGGCUGCAUGCAAGGCAAAUGCCCGACCUGCUGUACUAUCACUCUGGCCCCAAGGAUUGCUUUUCUAGAUGAAUAGAAUCCCUAAAUUAUAAAGUUCCAAUUCUUUCCUUUUAAAGGGAUUUGGAGUUCUACAUCUGAUUUGAGUUUGGGAACACUGGUGAUUUGCAACUUUUGGGGUUGUAAGUAGUAUGAUGGUACCACAUUUAGAAAUUCAGUGCUGCAAAUUUGGGGUCAGGGGGAGUCUCAGCUCACAUGAAUUUUGUUUUGUUUUGUUUUGACAAGGCACAUGAAUGGUGCUCAGGGCAUAUCCCUGACUCUGCGUCCUGGAUUGUUCCCAGCAGUACUUGAGGGACCAUGUGAUACUGGGAAUUGGAGCCAGGUCUUCCACAUACAAAGGCAGCAUUGGACACAAGUCUCCCACAUGCAAAGGCAGCAAACAGAUGACACUCAUAAGCCAUAUAUUUACCUAAGGUUUGGUUUUGUCCUUAGAAGAGAUGAGUUCUGAUUGGGCUCUGGUGAAUUUGGGGCUCCUGUCAGCAAUUUCAUGAUUAGUCACUUCAGGGGCCCCCAGGCUGGCAGUGGUCUGGCAGACUGAUUCCAGCCAAGCCAAGGUUCCAGCCAUUCUUAAGCCAAAGCAGAUGUAUAAGCCCCAGGGAUGGAGCAGGGAAUCAAAGAGGGCAAGCGUACUUCUCACACCCCACUUCUUGUAGGUCUAAGAAUCCCAACAGUGCUAUCAGACCGACUCAUCACUCAACACACACUAUUGUAUGAAUUUUCAAUGACAGUGCUAUGUGUUUCUGUAAAUCUCAAGAGAUUUCCAAAUGUUACUGUGUUUAAUCUUGUUAAGCAAUUUGUGAUAGACCAAAGUCAGCUCUUGAAAACUGUGUGCCAGAGAGAAAGGAGGUGAUAGCCUCGGUAGACUGACUAGAAAAUAUUUAAAACUUGGUCUCAGGUAUAUGCUACAAAAUAUAUACGUAUAUGUUCCUUUGAAUGCACAGACUCGCACUCCCUACGGCACCUCAACUAUUUUGUAAAUGACCACAAGUAUGUGUUGAAUGAGAAAAGAAAAAGAAUAAAUUUCAUUGGAGAGACUUAAUUAUGUUGAUCUAAUCUUUGUCAUUUUCUUUAAUUCCUCAAAUUCAAUAAACUUUUCACAUCAA
This is a messenger RNA of Sorex fumeus (smoky shrew), 5233 nucleotides long. It is a transcript of the gene ENPP6, whose product is annotated as ectonucleotide pyrophosphatase/phosphodiesterase 6. The coding region runs from base 72 to 1397 and encodes 441 amino acids. NCBI's taxonomy places the organism in Eukaryota, Metazoa, Chordata, Mammalia, Eulipotyphla, Soricidae. The record is from RefSeq and is a predicted model, not a curated record. The transcript has 8 exons.